AUGGCAAAACUUUCUCCUACGGGUAGCUCUUCUGUGGGCGAGGUUCUUCUGUGGUUCUUCACUUGGGCGGGUGUGGGUUCUCAUGCGGGUUGGAAAAAAAAAAUUCCUAUGGCAGACUUUCUCUUACGUGUGGUUCUCCUACGUGUGGCUCUUCUCACUUCGGUGGUUCUUCCUUUGGGCGGGUGUUCCUUCCUGCGGGAUCUACUGCGGGUUGGAAAAAAAAUUCCCAUGUCAAAACUUUCUUCGGUGGUUCUUCCUUUGGGUGGUUCUUCUACGGUGGCUCUUCCUGUGGACGACUCUCCCUGUGGAUUCUUCUAUGAUGGCUCUUCUUGUGGGCGACUCUUCCUGUGGGUUCUGCGGGUGGAAAAAAAAAUUCCUAUGGUAAUACUUCUUUCUCUUACGGGUGGUUCUUCCUUUGGGCGGGUGUUCCUUCCUCUCUUCCUAUGGGCGACUCUUCCUGUGGAUUUUCGUGCGGGUGGAAAAAAAAAUUCUUAUGGCGAAACUUUUCCUACAUGUGGCUCUUCUCGUGGGCGACUCCUGUGGGUUCUCCUGCGGGCGGAAAAAAAAUUCCCACGACAAAAUUUCUUUUUCCUACGGGUGGUUCUUCCUCUGGGCGGGUGUUCCUUUUUGUGGGUUCUUCUGUGGGUUGGAAAAAAAAAUUCUUAUGCCAACCUACGUAUGGUUCUUCGAUUGGGUGGUUCUCCUACGGGUGAGUUCUUCUGCGAUGGCUCUUCUUGUGGGCGACUCUUCCUGUGGGUUCUUCUGCGAGUGAAAAAAAAAAAAAUUCCUAUGGCAAUACUUCUUUCUUCUACGGUGGUUCUUCCUCCUAAGG
This is a messenger RNA of Dentiscutata erythropus, 832 nucleotides long. The record is from the annotation of a GenBank genome assembly. NCBI's taxonomy places the organism in Eukaryota, Fungi, Glomeromycota, Glomeromycetes, Diversisporales, Gigasporaceae.